Aureobasidium pullulans EXF-150 is the source of this 421-nucleotide messenger RNA. RefSeq lists its product as uncharacterized. The record is from RefSeq and is a predicted model, not a curated record. Bases 98 to 340 code for a protein of 80 amino acids. Lineage: Eukaryota; Fungi; Ascomycota; Dothideomycetes; Dothideales; Saccotheciaceae. The transcript has a single exon.
AUGGGCGUUUGCAAAGCAUUCCAACAUCCAGCCAUGGGUGACAUUCGAUGUUCAUCGGCUUUGGCAAUGUCCGCGGGCUUUGAGCAAAAGUCAACGCAUGGAUUUCUCAAAUCCGAAGACUACUCCUCACAUGAUGCGACGCCCAGUCUUUCAGCCAAACCACGCGUUCGUCUUUUCUUGUCAUGUUCACAAAACACACUUUCAGAGGCGUCGGAAACAAGACAUUUCAAGAGUGACCAAGACGAAACGGUCCAGAAUGUGGACGCGGGGAUACCUUACCCUAUCCUCGGUUAACCUCUUCCGCCCUUCUACAAGCCUCGGCAUCUUGACUAACGACUGAUGCAACACCUGCCUCUUUUGUUUACGCGCGAGCCGCUUGACUUGGAAGCUAGUGGUAGCACCAUGAUGUCGGCCGCGGAUG